Molecule: messenger RNA, 1188 nt
Organism: Striga asiatica
Lineage: Eukaryota; Viridiplantae; Streptophyta; Magnoliopsida; Lamiales; Orobanchaceae
Source: the annotation of a GenBank genome assembly
UUAGUGUACCGAAAAAGACUUAACCUGCUAUUGGAAUUGCUUCCACCGGUAUUAUUUCCCGCCUGAUAAAUUGAUUCUCCAGUACAACCGCACCAGGUCGCUCCCAAAGUUUCCUCGCUACUCAAUUGAAACAUACGGAUUCCAUCCCAGCUCACAGCGAUUUCCCAGAUCAUAUUUCAACAUGUCUAAGAAACGAGGGCUCUCUUUGGAUGAGAAACGUGAGAAGAUGCUUCAGAUUUUCUAUGAAUCCCAGGAUUUCUUCCUUCUUAAGGAACUUGAGAAAUUGGGUCCUAAAAAAGGUGUAAUUACCCAAUCAGUGAAAGAUGUGCUCCAGUGUCUGGUGGAUGAUGACCUCGUUUUCAAGGACAAGAUAGGAAGUUCAGUAUAUUUUUGGAGUCUUCCUAGCUGUGCUGGUAACCAGCUGAGGAACAUACAAAGGAAGCUCACCAACGAUCUCCAAAGUACUGAAAAGCGAUAUACGGAACUAAGUAAUCAGUGCAAUGCUUUAAAGAAGGGACGAGAGGAAUCUGAUGAACGAGAGGAAGCACUUGAUGAGCUUAAAGCUAUUGAACAGAAGUAUAAUCAGCUCAAGAAUGAAAUUGCGCAAUACUCAGACAAUGAUCCGGCUACCUUUGAGGCUACGAAGAAGGCUGUUGAAGUGGCUCAUACAGCAGCUAAUAGAUGGACAGACAACAUAUUUACACUGCGACAAUGGUGCUCAAACAACUUUCCUCAGGCAAGAGAGCAACUCGAUCACCUGUACGAAGAGGUUGGCAUAACUGAUGACUUUGAUUAUGUGGAGUUGCCUGCAGUUGCUGCACCCUGCUCUACUGGAGAUAAGGGCAGCCUUUAGUUCAUGUAGAAAAUGCUUUAAUUGGAAUAUUGGUACUGGGUUUAUUUGCAAAGUGAUAGUAUGAGUAGCAUUAGUUACCUUUAUGUGGAGUUGCAUUUACUCUCAUCUGCAUGGACAAGUUCAUUGUCUGUAGACGAACUGUACAUUUUACAUCAGUAAAUGACUUGUCAAUUAGCUUCAGUUUUUGUUUGGUUUGCGGAUGGAAGAUAUAUAGUCAUGCUGUGGAUGUUUUGCGUGCAUUUUGGCGUUGGUUACUUGGUUUCCUAAUGGGGCUUGUUCCGGUACUUUACUACUAAAGUCUCUGAUGUUAGUCCACCGCUACAAAUUUGUGGGCC